Messenger RNA from Aphidius gifuensis, 3062 nucleotides. It is a transcript of the gene FER, whose product is annotated as tyrosine-protein kinase Fer. Gene Ontology annotation, molecular function: non-membrane spanning protein tyrosine kinase activity; ATP binding. Bases 67 to 2598 code for a protein of 843 amino acids. Lineage: Eukaryota; Metazoa; Arthropoda; Insecta; Hymenoptera; Braconidae. Gene Ontology annotation, biological process: peptidyl-tyrosine phosphorylation. The record is from RefSeq and is a predicted model, not a curated record. The transcript is spliced from 9 exons.
AAAUUGAUAUAAUUUUUAAGUCUUCAAAAGUAUUUGAUAAAAAUAAAAACGGGUAAUAUUAUAAAUAUGGGAUUUUCGACGAGUCUUCAGGGACAAUCAGCACAAGAAGCAUUAUUAAUAAGACAAGAUGCUGAAAUAAAACUUCUUGAAUCAAUGAAAAGAUGUUUAGCAUUAAAAGUAAAAUCAGAUCGUGAAUAUGCAUCAACAAUGUCAUCACUCAGUUUACAAGUCAAAAAAGCUGAAAGAUAUGAUGAUCUUUUUGGUAGUUUAAUAAAUCAAAGUUGGAAAGAUAUUAUGGAUUCAAUUGAUCAAACAGCAAAACUUAUAAAACAACAAGCUGAUUCAAUGGAAAAUAUUGUUGUUGAACAAAUUAGUAAUUUAUACAGUGAAAGAAGACGUGCAAGAAAAGCAUUUCAAGAAGAACAUAUAUGGUUGAAUAAUCAAUUUCAACAAUUAACUGAUGAUGUUGCACGUAAAAAAACUGAAUAUCAAAAAAAUUUGGAAGUAUAUAAAUUAGCAAGGUCAAAAUUUGAAGAGCAUUAUAUUAAUCGUCCUGGUAAAGGAGGAAGAAAAUUAGAUGACGUCAGAGAAAAAUAUCAAAAAGCUUGUCGUAAACUUCAUUUAACACACAAUGAAUAUGUACUUCUUAUUGGAUCUGUAACUGAAUGUGAACAAGAAUUACGAACUAGUUAUUUACCAAAACUUCUUCGUCGUCAACAAGCUAUUCAUUUAGAAUUCAUUGUAACUUGGAAAGGAAUUCUUCAAGAUGUCGUUAAAUACUCUGAUUUUACAUCUGAAAAUUUUUUGGAAAUUCGUUCACGUAUGCAAGCAGCUGUUGAUUCAAUAAAACCAGCUGAUGAAUACAAAGAUUUUAUUUGCAAACACAGAACUCGUCAAGCAGUACCUUUACUUUUUACAUUUGCUGAAAAUUUAGAUGAUGCACCAGGAACAUUAUUACCAAAUAAAUUAGCAAUUGAUAAUUUAACAAUUGAUUGGUUAAAAAGUCGACUCAAUGAACUUGAAAUAUUAAUGAAACCAAUUCAAGCAAGCCGAAAUGAAAAUGGUUUCGAUACCAGUAAAGUGGCAAUAAUGGAUUAUACGAUAGAGAGAGAACAAAUAAGGCUACGUUGUAAAGAAAAAAAAUUUCUUCGUGAAGCUGGAAUUAUUCGUAGUGCACUCAAUGAAUUGGGAUGUGAGGAGGUACCAUCAGGAUGUGAUUUAUCAAUGGCAGAUCCAUUUGUUGAGCAAACUUCAACAUUAAUAAAAAAAAAAUUUUUGGACAAUGGUAUGUUAUCACUACGACGAAAUAAAAAAACAAAAAGUCCAUUUAAAUCAAUGUCAUCAAUAAAUGAAUCAAACAACGAAGGAGCUUCAUUAAAAGUUAUUCGUAAAUUGUCUCAUAUGUUUGAACAAGUUGAUAAAAAACAAAAUGUAUCAUGUGAUACUGAUAAUUCAAGUAUCUAUGAAAAAGAAAAUGGUGAUUUAAUAAAUGAAGAUUGGUUUCAUGGUGUAUUACCAAGAGAAGAAGUUGUUAGAUUAUUAGUUACUGAUGGUGAUUUUCUUGUAAGAGAAACAACAAGAAAUCAUGAAUGUCAACUUGUAUUAUCAGUAUGUUGGGAUGGACAUAAACAUUUUAUUGUACAAACAACACAAGAAGGACAUUUUCGUUUUGAGGGACCAUCAUUUACAACAAUACCAGAAUUAAUAAUGCAUCAAUGGAAUUCUGGUUUACCAGUUACUGCACGUUCUGGUGCAAUAUUAAAAAUGCCAAUAUGUCGUGAAAGAUGGGAACUUAAUAAUGAUGAUGUUGAAUUAAUGGAAAAAAUUGGACGUGGUAAUUUUGGUGAUGUUUAUAGAGCACAAUUAAAAACUAGUCAAACUGAAGUUGCUGUUAAAACAUGUAGAGUAACAUUACCAGAUGAACAAAAAAGAAAAUUUUUACAUGAAGGUCGUAUACUUAAACAAUAUGAUCAUCCAAAUAUUGUUAAACUUAUUGGUAUAUGUGUACAAAAACAACCAAUUAUGAUUGUCAUGGAAUUAGUACAUGGUGGUUCAUUAUUAACUUAUUUAAGAAAAAAUUCAUCAUUAUUAGGUCAAACUGAAUUAUUAAGCUGCUGUAGAGAUGCUGCUGCUGGGAUGACAUAUUUAGAAUCAAAAUAUUGUAUUCAUAGAGAUUUAGCAGCAAGAAAUUGUCUUGUUAGUCUUGAAUCAGUUAUUAAAAUAUCUGAUUUUGGAAUGUCAAGAGAAGAAGAAGAAUACAUUGUUUCAGAUGGUAUGAAACAAAUUCCAAUUAAAUGGACAGCACCUGAAGCUCUUAAUUUUGGAAAAUAUACGUCACUCUGUGAUGUCUGGAGUUAUGGUGUAUUGAUGUGGGAAAUUUUUUCUAAAGGUGGAAAUCCAUAUAGUGGAUUGACAAAUACUCAAGCUCGUGAACGAAUCGAUGCAGGUUAUCGAUUACCAGCACCUGAAGGAACACCAGAAGAAGUUUAUACAUUAAUGCUAAGAUGUUGGGAUUAUCAACCUGAAAAUAGACCUCAUUUUAAUCAAAUUCAUUCUGCCAUUGAAGCACUCUAUCGAUCUUACUUAAGGUCAAAUUAAAAAUCAUAUCUCUUCAAUUAUUGUUCAUAAAAAAAAAAAAAAAACCAUUGCAAUAUUGCUUGUGAUAUUGAUUUAAAGAAAAAAAAAAAACAAAAUAUUAUUAUUAUUAUUAAGUUUAAAUUGAACUAGUUAUAUUGUUAAUGAAAAAUAGUAUCAACUGUUAGUCAAAAAAAAGAAGAAACCAUUGUGUUGAGAUGUUAUUUUUAUAAAAUUUGUUAUAUUGUCAUUUAAACUUGAAUUAACCAUUUCAAAAUCAUGUUUUGCCUAACACCAUAUUAUAUUUGUUCUAAAAAAAAAAUCGAUUGAUUAUAAUAUUUUAUAUUCUCUCUGUUUUGUAUUGAAAAUAUAUAAUCAAGUUUUAUGCAUAUAUUGUGUUAAUUUUAAUGACAAAAAAAAAAAAAAAAUAGCUUAGUUAAAAUUCAAAUUACGAUAUAUUCAAGUAACAAUAAAAACACUUUAUUUCG